Acanthosepion pharaonis is the source of this 687-nucleotide messenger RNA. The record is from the annotation of a GenBank genome assembly. NCBI's taxonomy places the organism in Eukaryota, Metazoa, Mollusca, Cephalopoda, Sepiida, Sepiidae.
AUGUUCAACAAGAAAGAUGAUGAUUAUUUGAUGAGGUUUCUACGGGCACGAAAAUUUGAUGUGAAGAAGACAUAUACACUUAUGAAAGGACACGUGAAAUUUCAUAAUAAUUAUCCGCAGUUGACAUCGAAAUUAACUCUAGAUUCUGUUCGCUCCUGCCUGGAAAAUGGUUACCCUUGUCUACUGCCGGUGAGAGACAAGCAGGGCCGCGUCACCUUUUUGUUCAGUAUUGAAAAUUGGGACAUGACUGAAUUCCCUUUUCACGUCAUCAUGCGGUCCUAUCUUUAUUUACUUGAACGCCUCAUGAUCAGCGAAAAGUCGCAAAUUACAGGCUGCGUCUUAAUUGAAAAUUUUCACAAUUAUUCUCUGAAGCAAGCACUUGGCUUACGUCCAUCAGAACUUAGAAUGUUUGUGGAUAUUCUGCAGGGAUCCUUCCCUGCCCGAUUUAAAGGUGUCCAUUUUGUGCAUCAACCUUGGUACUUUAGCUGGACAUACGCGAUGGUGAAACCAUUCCUUAAAAGAAAACUCACGAAAAAGGUAUUUAUACAUGGAUAUAAUCUGGAGAAUUUCUGGGAAAAUUUUGAUAUGGAAUCGAUCCCCAAAGAAUUGGGAGGCAGUGGAGCAUCGUACGAUUCUCAAGAACUAAUAAAAGCCUUGGAAAGACUUGAAAAGCAAGAAAAUUCAUGA